Siniperca chuatsi (mandarin fish) is the source of this 4295-nucleotide messenger RNA. RefSeq lists its product as uncharacterized. The record is from RefSeq and is a predicted model, not a curated record. NCBI's taxonomy places the organism in Eukaryota, Metazoa, Chordata, Actinopteri, Centrarchiformes, Sinipercidae. The transcript is spliced from 2 exons. Bases 487 to 2586 code for a protein of 699 amino acids.
GAGAGAGAGAGAGAGAUGUAGAGACAGGAAGCCUCCACUGCUACUGAGCCAGUGAGACGCAGGCAGGCAGAGAGAGAAGACGGAGAGAGAGAGGCCCUCGGCAUCUCCAAGGCCAGCCCAGUGAGGGGGUGAGGGGCUCAAGAGCACUACAACGGAGAGGAUAGUGGGAGGAAAAGCAGAAAUGGAGGGAUAAAAAGAGGGAAAAGGCAGGGCGAUAAAAUCAGAAACAGGCUUUAGCAGGAAAAGGGGAGUGGGUGGGUGGGAUCUGAGAUGAGGAGGGAAAAAAGCAGAUAAAAGUUUUGGAGACAGAGUAGGAGAGGGAAGGGGAAAAGAGACUAAAGAUGGUCGGAUAGAGUCUAUGUUAAUGGCAAAGAUAGGAGGAGAUUCAUGGAAAAAGAGGAGGAAGCUCUUUGCGUCUCAGGAGUCUUCCUGUUCCUCUUCUGCUUCUUCUUCUUUCUGUGAGGCUGCUGGACAUCAUCCAUCACCAUGUUCUCUGAUAGCAGGGCUCCAGCGCCUGGGGAGCAGAAAGGCUUCAAGCCCCAUGCCCCUCACUUCAUCCCCUGGUUGCGCAAUAGUCUGAAGCCCAACCAUAGCAGUGACCUGGGGCUCAAUGGACCGUACAAAUCCAGCUCAGAGGCCUGCAACAACCUGACCCCGCUGGAGAGAGCCAAAGGGAUCGGGCUGUUCUCCAUCCAGGGAAAAGACCGGGCGAAGAAGGGGGAUCUUCGGUGUAAUGGCGUGGGGAUGGCGAGAAUGCUGCCAGUGGUGCUGAGGGGGCACCACAUCCUGCCAGGGAGUCUGGGAAAGCAGAGGGAGGAUAGUCCUGCCAGGUGGAACCAGUCUACAGAGCUGCACCCAGACCCCAACACGCAGAUCAGUCCAGGGGAUGGGCCACAGGGUCUGAGCAACAGCUCCAUGUCUGCACAGGACAACCACACCUUUGUUAGGAACCACAGCAGCCACCUGAGCGUCCUUCAGUUGCAGAAUGACGGGACUAGCACCUCAGUCAGGAAAUAUGGGCCACUAGUGAGAUCCCCUCCUGCUCCUGGUCCUGCAGUGCUCACUGAGGAGCCAAACUAUAAGGUGCCUGUUGUGGUGGGUAUGGAGGACAGGAGGGGGAAGGUGCGGGACUACGCCAGCAGUACCAGCUACCGGCAGAGAGACCUCCAUUCAUCCGGCUGGCUGAGCUCAGACACUCAGGGACUAAUAGAAAGGCAGCAAGGGUCCACCUCCAGCUUUAGCUACAUCAAACAACAGAGCAGGAACUCCCAGAGCCAGAGAGACCUGACAGCGCUGAGGGAACCACCUGCGGAGGGUUUCAACGGGCCCCUCAACGGAGUCAUCUUCUCCACUGAGGUUCCUCAUAGAGGCCUGGGCUGCACCACAACUCUACGAGGCCCCAGGAAACCAAGACCAAGCUUGGAGCGUAUCGCAAACCUGGACCAGAACCAGACAUGGGUCCAAUACAGGCCGACCAAUGAAGGGGAGUUCCAGAGGAAGGAAGCAGGCUGUAGUAGGAAGGUGGUUCGAAACCAGAUUAAACGGGUGGUGGACAAUCUGGAGCUGGUUCUCACAGCGCUGAGGGACGUUCACCAGGAAAUGAAAGAGGUGGUGCAGCAGAUUGACUAUCUAACCUCAUCCAUUGAUCUGAAUGAGGAGGAGCAGCAGAGGAAUGAAGAAGGCGACAGCACCAAGCCCCCCAGCGACAGUAGCUCCAGUUCAGGCUCCAGCUCCAGCGAGGUGACCAUAGGCAGUACCCAUCAGAGGCCUUUAGAGCCUGGAGACCAGCCAGGAACCACUGACUCAUCUGGCACCCUCAGGAGAGACCAUCAUAGCAGGAGCCAAUCUCCACCAAAUGUGCUGCUGUGCCCGGUAACCUCUGGGUUUUCAUCAGAGAGGAGUCGGUUCACCUGCAGUCUGGGGUCUUCUCCCAGACAAGGUGGACCGCUGCGGUACAACAAUAAUCUCCCUUCAUCCAAUCCCCCUCAACUUCAGAACCUCACCUCCAAUGACCUUACUUUGUCUCCCCAAAGAAGCAUCCCUGUUCGGCCUCCCACUCCUGGUCUCUCCCCUCUAACAGUAAACCUCCACCACGCCAACAGCCCUGGUUCUCAGCCUCACUCCCCUGGGCCUUCCUCCUCCAUCAGGAUCAGCCCUGUAUCUCCUCCCUCCCCUCUGUCACCAAAGCCUCAACCACCCCCCACCCUUAACCCUUCUGUCAUCAUAGAGAACAAAAUCGGGUCUUAUAAGACCCCAAAAAGUGACCACCCAUCUGCUGGUCCACUCUCUCCAUUAUCGACCCAGCCACCGUCUGCCAGCUGCCCACCCACCGACUCCGAAACUCAAACUGUGUCCAACAAUGACAGAGAGAGGCGAGCAUCCUCAGCCGGUCCCAUUCACAGACCUUCACAGGUGUACACUGCCCCUGCAGCCACAGCUAAACCAUCAACAGCACAAGGCCACAGAGGUCGCAAGCCUCCGCCGUACCCCCACCACAGGCCCUCUGAACACACAAAGAAAGUGAAGGAGCCCCGCAAAGCUCCUCCGUACCCUGAGAAAAGAAGGCUGCUCUCGACCACAGUGUGAGACAAUGCAGCAAGAGGGGGAGGAUGAUCGAAAAGAGCCAUAUUCACAGCACCAGCCACGAGUGCGCCAGAGUGGGCAGUGAUUUAAGGCUCGCCAAGUUGAGCUGAGACCAAGUUUCCAAGGUGACAAGACGCAGACGCAACUUGGGGUGAGUAUGUCAGGAAGAACAGCUUGGCUCUGCGGACGUCCUUUUCCCUCUCUCCUUCUAUACAAAUCUCUUGAGCACAUUAGCUGAACAUACACAGGGCAUCAUAACAUCUGUCUGGGUUACUGCUCUGGUAACAAGAGCCUCUAUACAGAUGCUCACUUUGCACCCGAGCUCUCUGACUCCCACAGAUUUCACAGUAAAAGGGUAAAGGAGAAGGCCUAAUUAGAUAGAAAUAUGAAGGAAAUUAAAUUAAAUUAUUGCAAGAUGACAAGACAAAGUAAGAACUGAUUACUUUAGUGUACUUCAACCUAUGCAGCCAGACACACCCACUCACAUGUAUCAGCAUUGUCUGGGUUAGAUAAUUGCUGUCAAGAGUCGUGAUGGUAUAAUGAGAGCUCAGUGCAGCUCAGGCUACUAUGGCUCAGCGGUGUGAAAAGCUCAUGCGGGGAGGAGAGGUCGGAGAUCUGUGAUAGACCUGGAGACAGAAAAGGUCUCAUAAUAUGAAGAACUUAGCAAGGCCAGAUAAGAAGUGAACAGGAGGAGUGGCUCUGAGCUGACUGGGUCACCAGCCCAGCGCCUGGGUACGCGUCAGGGGAGACAGGGGGCAGCUGGCCAUUCGUUGUUCCCUUCAACGGGCCCCUGGUGUUGCAAAAAUCCCAUCUCCUUUGCUGCCUCUGGCUUGACCAACUCGGCCACAAUCUCCAUCUGUUCCCCUCCAAAUGUCAGGAGAAAUAGGGGGCAGGUGUGUGUGUGUGAAAGAAAAUAGAGAAAAACAGACACUGUAAUGGUUGCCGGAUUGAUCACAUAAAUACAGCACAGCAAAUCGAUGGCUCAUUCAUUUAGGUCAUCUGAUGUUGUCUUCUCUGAAAUGUUACUUUAGUUUAUUUCAAUGUCUUCUUGUGGCUCUUUUUUAAAAGAAUAAAGCUGAUGUUAUUCUAUAUUUUCUCUUAUUGUCAACAAAUCAAAUGAAAAGACCAAAACCAACAAUGUGUUUGUCCGUUUCUCAGUACUUCGUGACUUCCUUACCCUGUCUAUGGCACUGAGCACCAAGCACAUUUGUUCCUACUGAAGAAGUAAAAAUUGCCCAGAAAUAUGUAGCUUCAUCAAGGCUCAGUCAUUUCCUAAAACAGCUGGGCGCUGUAGUUUUUAGCAAACGUCACGUGAAUAUUGUUGGGGACUAUUUUCAUUUGCAGAUGAAUGCACAUUUCGUGCUUUUGUGAGUAUAUACAGCAGCAGGACGAUGUAUGUGGGAGUGACUCAAAAAGAACUACAGGGCCCUUGUUCAUUGUAAUGAAGGAACAUGUCACCCAGUGAAUUCACUGAUGUGUUUUUAAUAGUUUUUGGACGAGAAUGGAGUCAGGGGAAUUAGCUACAGCAGGCAUUGGAUACACAGAAAAUACUUGAUUGAAGGAUCAGUUCACUUUUGGUUUUUGUCUUUUCAUGGGAUUUAUUGACAUUAAGAAAAAUAUAUAAUGUCAGCAGACUUACUUUAACCAGACUGAGUCUACAGCUGCUCUGCGAGUCUGUACUUACGUGCAGCAGUGCUUUGAGCUAAACGAUA